AUGGACCUCUUUUCUUAGUUAAAUCAGUCCUUACCUGUACUACCUCAAAAUACAACAUUUAUCAAAUAAUCGUUGAGCGAUAAAGCAUUUUCUAUUGAGAAUCUAGACUCAAAGAACCAUAGCAAAGAGCCAAGGAACUUACACUUCUCUGGUAGCUAAUCCGACGAUGAAUUUGAGGAAGAAUCGGAGGAUGAGAACGUAAACUUCAAGCUAACUAAAUAAAAAGAAAAAAGUUAAUAGGACAAUAAGAGUCAACUUAAAAUUAUGCAAGAUUUUAAGCUAUAUAGUGAUGGAAAUGAGGCAACUACAGAGGAAGUCUCUUCAUCAGCAGUAGCUUCUUAAUAACCUAAUAUAAACUCCUUAUAUGAUGAUAUGGAUCAAGAAAUGAGAAAGAGUAUUAUAAAUUCUUCGUUUGAUAUUCCAAUAAAUCCGUUAACUAAUGAAGAAUAUGAUAUAGGCUUCUAUGGAUGCAGAUUUAAAGAUUCCUUAGAGAUGCAUAAAGCUUUCGCUAAUCGAUCUAAUGAUUCUUAUAAGUUUAAGUUCCCUCCAAACAUCAAUGUAUUGGAGGCAAUGGCAACUGCACAAAGAAGAAAAAAGGAGGAGGUGCCGAGAGAAUUUAAUGGAAUGAAUCCUAAAUUAACUGCAUAACAAGGAAUAAUAAAUCCAAAUAUAUUCAAGCAGCCGUCUUUGAUCUUUGAUUCAAGAUAUGAAUGUGGAAAUCUAGAUAUGGCCAUUUAAAUAAAAGACAAUGAGUAUGAUCUGUAUAUGAGAGUAGAUUCUAACACCAGAGGGCAUCAUUAAUGGUUUAAUUUUACAGUACUUAAUGGCAGUGUAAAGGGCCGAGUCAAAUUUAACAUUGUUAAUUUCACAAAAAAUGCAUCGUUAUAUCACCAAGGAAUGAAAAUAAAUAUUCACAGUCAAAAAGAUCAUGAUCAUAGAAAAUAACACGGCCAGUAGAUAAUAAAUGAUGGCUGGAUUAAAGGAGGUGAAAAUAUUUUAUAUAAGCUAUCAAAAUUAUGUCAACAAGGUUUUGGAUAAAGAAAUAACAAUUUUAUUCGAAUGAGAAAGUACUUCUAAGUUUCUUUUGAGCAUGACUUCUAAUAUGAGAAUGAUAAAGUUUAGUUUUCCUAUUCUGUACCCUAUUCAUAUUCAAGACUAUAUAAUUUUCUAAAAACGAUAAAUCGAGAACAUCACUUAUAAAUUCCAGAGACUCAUAAUCAAUUUAUUAAAGAGACAUAAUUGUGCAAAUCAAUAAGUGGCUUAGAAGUUCCUAUUUUAACAAUCACUAGCAGAAUAAACAAGCAAAAUUUUGAAGAAAUAGAUGCAACAGAAUUUCUAACUAAUGAAGUAGCGGAAAAUGAGACAUAAACACCACCGCUAAACAAAUAUAAAAAAUACAUUAUUGUCUGUUCUAGAGUUCAUCCUGGUGAAACAAAUGCUUCAUUCAUAAUGGAAGGAUUUUUAAAAUUCAUAACAAGCACAACUAAUUCAGAGGCUAUAGAACUAAGAAAAAGGAUAAUUUUCAAAAUAAUCCCAAUGACAAAUCCAGAUGGUGUUAUUAUAGGCAACUAUAGAACUUCUCUAUGUGGUAAUGAUCUAAAUAGAUAAUUUAUUAAUCCUAAUACAAAACUUCAUCCGACAGUAUGUUCAAUUAAAGCACUGGUAUCUGGGAUUAUUGAAAACUCAAAAGAAUAAGAGCCAAUAUCAGCCUUCAUUGAUAUCCAUGGCCAUUCACGAAAGAAAUCUAUAUUUAUUUAUGGCCCUUACUUCCCUCUACACAAUGAAAGAUACCUUAAAAUGAGGGUACUUCCUAAAUUGCUCUCUGAAAGAACUGAAAUGUUUAGAUUUUAUAGUUGUAAAUUUAGAAUCUAAAAAUCAAAACUUAAAGCUGCCAGAGUAGUGUUAUGGAAAGAAUUCGGAAUCAUGAAUUGCUUUACAUUAGAAGCAUCAUUUCAUGGUUAUAUAAAUAAAGAAAGAUAGACAAUUCAUUUAACCACAGAAAAUCUUAUGAAAAUGGGAGAAAUUUUAGGAAAUGGGUUUUAUGAAUAUCACACUCUUAUCGAAGAAGAUGAAAAAUAAAGAUUGAUUGUUAAAUAGCAAAUUAAGAAUAAGAAAAAAAGAAUGAAAGCAAAAGAUUUAGUCUAAGCUUAUAGCAAAUAGUAAGAACAGCAAAUUUAAGGAGGAGGAUAAGCUAAGAGCAAGAUCCAGAUACUGGAUCAAAAUUUUUCAUCAGAUUAAGAUGAAAAUAGGUAGUUUAAGAAACAUACUAUUGCAUUGGAUAGAUCAAAUGUAAACUUGGAGGGAAAUGAUAGAUACAGUAAAGGCUUGCCUAAUUAUGCCUUACCUACAAAGAGAUCGUAAUCUUUUAAUAUAAGAGAUUCAAGUUAAUUUAAUAGAAAUCAAUAGAAAGAUUUGAUAAAUCAAAUUUAAAGCAUUCAAAAUAUUGGAGGAGUUGAUGUUGUCAUAGAAGUAAAAAAGUCUGCAGAACAUUCUUCAAUUAAUUCAAUCAAAGAUGAUGAAUCAAAUCCUUCUCAAUAAGAUAGUAAUCCUUAAGAAAAUAAUGAUUAAGAUCGAUCUAAAAUAGACUUGAUAUCAAGAAAGCAGAAGACAAAAUCAGCACUGCAAAAAUCAGAAAAUUAAUAAACUCAGAAAAGAACACUUAAAUCCAUAUACAAACUCUUAAAAAGAGAUAUGAAGGUGAUAAAUAUUUAAUAGCCUGACAAUAAAGGAAAUGAUGAUCUUUAAAAUUCUGAAGUUAAAGUCUAGAAUCAAGGUAUAUCAUCUGACUCUGAUGACGAUGAUGAUGAAGAUGGAGGUGAUUGCUGUGAAGAUGAAAACUCUGAAGGGCAUGAUGACUUAUCUCCAAGUGAACUUUAGGAGUUACAAAAUGACAUAAUCAAAGCAAUUGAAAGUUUUGAUAGAAUGUACAAUAAAAGUGUUUUGAGAGGUAAAAAAGGAAAGAAAAAGGGAAAAAUUUAGGGUGAAAUGAGUAAUCUAAAAUCAAUUUAGAUUGAUCGGAUGAACAAUGAAGAAAUGUAGAAAGAUUAGAAUUCUUAUCCAAAUAAAGAACCCUAUACAUCUAAAAAUCAAAAGAAAACUUAAUAAGUUGGUUAAAUUAUUACGACUCAAUAAAAUCUUACUAACUCUUUUAUCAAUACAGGAGUAUAAAAGAAUUAGCUUAAGAAAUAAGCUAAUCAACUUUAGCAGAUUCCUAAUACUAAUAGAAUUAUAAAGAAUGAUAAUAUCCCUUCAUAGUACUAAAAAUUUAUCAGUCAAAAUUAGAGUGCUGGAAGAUAAGUAAUUGGAAUGGUUUAUGGAGAUAAAAUGUAGAAUUUGUCCACUUAGCCUCUAUAAGUUUCUGGAUUAAUACUCAAACAUAAUCAAAAUUAAAUGAAUUAGCAAAACUAAUCAUUGAACAAGUCAAAAUACUCUGAUGUCAGCAAAUUUCAGGUCAGUGAUUAAUCAGACAAGGAUCAGUAAAAGAUAGUUUAUCAAGGUGUAUCAAGUAAUGUGAGAAAUCUCUUAAAGUAUGGACCUUAAAAUCUAGGGAAUAUUGUAUCUCUAAAUCAAAGAAACUCUUUGUUAGCUGGGUCUGGUCAGUAAAUGAUUUAAUCAAGAUCUUAAGAUAAGUACAAAGUUAAUGACACAAAUCAGAGUUAAUAAGAAGUUCCAUUUAUGAAAUCUUUUGAAUAAUUCUAGGGAUAAGGAAAGUUCAUAUCUAAAUCAUCAAACCAAAGACCUUACUAUAAUUAGCAACAAUACUAGGUCUAGGAAAAUCUCAGCAUCUAAUCUUACCAAAAAGAAUAGCAAUAAUAAUAGUAUGAUCAAAAUAAUCCUUCAAUAUAAAAUUCAAGAAUGAGACUUGCAUCUCAAAGCAAAUCUAGUAGAAUUUUAAUUACUAGCGAUUAAGACAUUCCAUCAACAAUAAACACGAAGAGUAAUCGGUAGCAAGUUGGAGUUGCAAGUUUAAAAACACCAAGCAGUAAGAUAAUUUAGAAUCAAGGAAUCGUAAUUAUUGGAACACCAAAGUAAUAGUAAUAGCAAGCAAAUUAUGAUGAGAAUGCGAAAUCUAAAACCAAUCGGCCAUACUCGUUUAGCACUCAUAUUGGAGAUGGUCUUAAUUUCAAACCAGCUCCAUUUGAAAAAUCUUAUGGUGGUACUCAUCAAAAUAACCUACAUAAUAGAAGAGAGCAAAAUGUAGGUCUUUUGUCUAAUCAAUAGAAUCAUUAAAUGUAUAAAUCUGAUAAUGAUCGUUAGCAACCACAUUACAGACAGACAUUUUUUUCUGAACAAUAGUAAUAGCAAUACAUUUAGUAGCAGCAGUAAUAAUAGCAAUAAAUGUCAAUGUCUAAUAAUUAGUCAUUAAUAAUAUAGAAUAUUAUCAUAGGAAACUUUCACAAUGAUCAACGAAUCUAAAUAACCUCACCAAAUUCAACGAUAAAUGAUAAUAACAUUGAUAUCAAUCAGGAAUUGAUAAGAGAGUAACUUCUGUAGAAGCACAAAAAGAAGAGAAGAAAAUCAAAGAGAAAGUCUAAAGAUAAAAGAUUCAUGAAACUAAAUGAAUCAUAGCUCGUGAAUUAAAAUAAUGGAGUAAUCGGAUAAAGUUAUAUUUAUGGAGGAGAUAUAUCGAAAAAUAACCUUAUUACAACAGCAUUGACAGAUAUUGCAAGAGCUUAAAUAACGGGAAUUAAGUAUCAGUUCUCAGGAUAGAAUGAAAUCACAAACCCUUAUAGUGAGAACAUGAACAGUAAUGAAAAGAAAAGGAAAAUCAAUAAUAACAGUAAUAUUUAGAACAGCAUUUCGAAUAAUGUGUCAACAAAUAAUAUGCCAAGUGAUGGGGAAUAUGAAGAAUAAAGAGUAAGUAAUAAGAGAUCAAGUGUGUAAAGUUAGUAGCCCAAUCUAAAUCAUAACAAGAAAAAUUCAAUUGAGUAUGAGUAACUUGCUAAGAAUCAAGAACAUAUGAAGGAAAGCGUCCUUGGAUAAAAUUACAUCUACAAUCUAAGGCCUUUAAAAGAUUUGAUAGUCAAUAAUCUAAACCAAGUUAAAUAUGUUAAAAAUUAAUCAUCUGUGGAAUAACCCUCAAGAAAAGGAGGCAUUAUUGGAAGGUAAUUACACAAUGGCUUAAAAGAAACUUCUCACACAACUGAAACAAGCAGACUCAGUAAAUAGACAUUAAGGCUCAGAGAAAGCAAAUAAUGA
This is a messenger RNA of Stylonychia lemnae, 5199 nucleotides long. Lineage: Eukaryota; Ciliophora; Spirotrichea; Sporadotrichida; Oxytrichidae. The record is from the annotation of a GenBank genome assembly.